AUGGGAAACAUGUCAAUCAGUGAAUACUACAACAAGUUCAUUGAGUUGAUGAGGUUUUCCCCGGAAGUAGUCCCUACUGAAACCAUUAAAGCUCAAAGAUUUGAGCAAGGCCUAACCUUGACCCUCCAAGGGAAGCUAGGAGGAGUGACUUUUGAGACCCUAGAUGAAGUCUAUGGCCGUGCAGCCCAUCUGUACGGAAUUAAAGGGAGGGAGAUAGAGCAGGUGGGAGAGAAAAGGAAGAACCCAGACUCUUUUCACGGGGGUGAAAAGAGGCGCAAGCCUAAUGGAAAUUACCAAGGGAAUUCUGGAGAUAGGAGGGACAAUAAGGGGAACUUUGGGAAGGGGAAUGCGGGACAGUCAUCCAACCAUAAAGGGAAUGGGAACCAAAGGGGUGAGAAACCCAAGAGGAAGUAUUUCUGCAAGAGGUGUGAGAAAGACCACCCAGGGAAGGACUGUGAGGGAAACCCGGUAACUUGUCGUUACUGUCAGAAGUUGGGACAUCGUGAGUAUGAGUGUUUCAAGAAGGAAGCUGAUGUUAAGUCUGGGAAGGUGAAAGAGUCUAGUGCACCUAGUAAACCACCUCAAUCUAGUGGACCUACAACCAAGGCUGGAACCAGUAGCGGUACGAGAGGUGCCCCAAAGGGCCGUGUGUUCGUGAUGAACAGUUGGCAUGCUGAGUCUGCUAAUGAUGUGGUAAUUGGUGUUUUCUUUAUAAGUUCUUUUCCUGUGAAAGUCUUGUUUAAUUCAGGGGCGUCGCAUUCUUUUAUUUUUAAGGAAGUAGUUGGGAGUCUCGGGUUAGAGAGUCCUGAGUCAGUUUCUCUAGAUGUGUCUAUUCCGCCUGGGGAAGUGAGGAGUUGUUCGAGAUUGUUUUUGAGUGUGCCUAUUUCCAUCUCUGGGGUAGAGUUUCUGGCUGAUUUGAUCGAGUUUGACUUGAAUGACUUUGAUGUGAUUCUGGGUAUGGAUUGGUUGGGAAAGUAUGAAGCAAAAAUUGAUUGUGCGGCUGAAAAGGUCACCUUGACUAGCCCAAGUAAGACCAAAGUGGUGUAUAAAAAGGAAGGGAAAAGUUCAAGGUUGAGAAUUGUGUCUGCAAUGCAACUACAGAAGCUAGUUAAGAAGGGUUGUCCUUUGUUUUUGUGUAGUGUUCAAGAGGUUGAAAGUGAGGAAAAGAAAGGUGAAGAGGGUAUUCCUGUUGUAGAAGAGUUUCCAGAUGUGUUUCCGGAUGAGAUUCCUGGUAUGCCACCAGUGAGGGAUGUCGAGUUCAUUAUCAAUCUAGUGCCUGGAACUGGACCUAUUUCUAAGGCUCCAUAUAAGAUGGCUCCAGCUGAGUUGAGGGAGUUGAAGACCCAGUUGGAUGAUUUGUUUAUAUUAGGCCUAGUUCAUCACCCUGGGGAGCCCCAGUAUUGUUUAUAA
Molecule: messenger RNA, 1410 nt
Organism: Chenopodium quinoa (quinoa)
Lineage: Eukaryota; Viridiplantae; Streptophyta; Magnoliopsida; Caryophyllales; Amaranthaceae
Exons: 1
Coding region: 1-1410 (469 amino acids)
Source: RefSeq, a predicted model, not a curated record